Messenger RNA from Penicillium nucicola, 1377 nucleotides. RefSeq names its product glycosyltransferase family 2 protein. Gene Ontology annotation, cellular component: cytoplasm. Bases 1 to 1377 code for a protein of 458 amino acids. The transcript has 6 exons. Gene Ontology annotation, molecular function: beta-1,4-mannosyltransferase activity. The record is from RefSeq and is a predicted model, not a curated record. NCBI's taxonomy places the organism in Eukaryota, Fungi, Ascomycota, Eurotiomycetes, Eurotiales, Aspergillaceae.
AUGACUGUUGCCAUUAAUGGCAUUUCCAAUGGACCGAGUUCCCAAUGGAGACACACUAAUCGAAUCUACAACAUUCUGGAAUACAACUACAUAGUCUUUCCCCUUACGUUCAUUGUCACCUUCUACGCCCUAAAACAUAUCACCAACCGGUUCGGUUACUAUGUCGAUGUAUCAGAAGAUGGCUGGACAAAAUCGGCGAUCACUCACGUUGUUCUAUCUGGAAUGUUCCAGCUGUUGCAAAUGCCACCCCAUGGAAAUCUACUGGGCUUGUGUUUGCCUAUGCGACCAAACAAGUUCGCGCGUCGACCGAAGACACGACGCCUGGGAACACUGUAUGUUUGUCUUGUGACGAAGGGCACAAAUGUACAAACUGCAAUCAAUACCACCAAAUACUGGGACAGUCUCAAGCUUCGAGAUCACCCCUCAGUCAAGUUCCAUGUUCUUGUCGAUAGCGAGAAUUCCGAUUCAUUUUCUCAACUCCCUUUGUACAUCAAAGUUGACCAAGUGCCGAAUGACGUCCCUUUCAAAAAGGCCAAGUAUAAGGCCCGGGCACAAGAGUACUUCCGAAUUAAAUACAAGUUCUCGAAAGAGGACUGGGUGUUGCAUUUGGACGAGGAGUCGGAGAUGGAUGACCGUGCCCUACAGACGACGUUGGAUUUCAUUGAGCGAGGCACGGCAGACCUGGGAAUGGGUACAAUCUUCUAUACCUCUGCCAACCACUGGAAAAACAUGUUUCUUUCCGCGGCAGAGGUGGGAAGGGUGACUGAGGACUUUGGAAGAUUCCAACUACCCUUGCUACUCUUCAACCGUCCCUUUUUGGGCUGGACGCAUGGGUCAUGGCUUCUUAUCAACGGCGCUGUCGAAAAUGCAAUUGGCUGGGACACCGACAAUGUGUGCGAGGAUUAUUGGUUUGGAUACCAUGCCGCCGCUCGUGGCUACAAAUCCGAAUGGCUCCACGCCAUAUUUCGCGAGCAACCACCAUGCACUUUCAAAGAUAUGUGCAAGCAGCGACGCCGCUGGUUUACAGGAAUAUUCUUUUUCGAAAAGCCUGUUGCAGGCCUUGUACUGAGCUGCGGGAUCUUGGCCGGACUCGGCUCGCUGAUAUAUCCUAUUAUGGGCGCUAUUGGAUAUAAAUCGGCGGUUCCUGCUUGGUACAGAGAUGUCAUAUUCUUUAAUGAUGCGUCUUGUUUGCAUGUUCUCAUUUCCGCCUGUGUUCUGCAGGAUCUCGCUGUCACUGAUAUGUCGUGGAUUUCUAUCGUAUCCCAUGUCAUGAUGUCUAUUGCUCUGUGGCCUUUGGUGAAUUUUGUGCACAUUGUGAUCUUUAUGACUACAGUUGUGUCGCCUCCUACGGGAUUUGAUGUGAUCAAGAAGAAGUGA